UGUAACCAUAAUACACCUAAGACACAAUACAUGUAUUAGAGAAAGGACUAAGUUCUUUGCAGCUUUGAAGUAAGUGCUAAGCUGUGUGUGUUUACGGACAGGGAGAAAAUCCUUAACUUUCAUAAGAUUUUCAAGAGGGCUUAUCACAAUUCAUAAACAACUGAGAAUUGUAUUAGUUUCCUCUUCUGAUAUUUUUGCAACCAUGUCCCUGUGGGACACAAAAGCCUUCACCCUGAGGAGGAAGCAGGAAAAUUGGGGUCUUUCGCAGUGUCGUGAUUUCCACUGAGUCUGUUGGGGCUCAAGUGACCUGGACGGUAACGGUCAGGGGCAGAGCCUCGUUCUUCCCUGCUCUUUCCCUGGCAGUGCCGUCCACCUGCUCAGGAGAGAGAGCUGCUCAAUCUGCUUGACAAGUUCUAGAAAGAAGUGGAAGUAGCCAUGGUCUGAGCAGGGGGCCAGGACAGAUGAGAAGACAAGCAGGCUCCAGUCCCAGGGGGAGAGUGUAUCCAGCAGGACCCUAUGGGGCCUCCCUGGGACAGACCCCUCCCCCAACGCCCUGUCCUCUGCUGUGGCUUCCCUCUGAAGUGCCCAGAUAAUGUCCUAUGCAUGUUUCCUGAGGUUUCCGACGCUACAAACCUCCACCAAAUGGAAAAAAUGAACUAUCUGAUGAUCAUGAGCACGAGGCCCCCAGACCUUCUUGUCCUGGGGACUGAUAAUGUUAACAGCUGUGUUACCUCACGUCAUCCAAUCAGAGAACUGUGCAUGAGCCGAUCACAUGCCCUGGGACGCCCCUCCCUCACCUGGCCUUUAAAAAUGCCUUGCUGAAACCUCUGGGGGCUUCCAGGGUUUUCAGACGUGUGUCCCCUGUUCUCCUUGCUCAGCCCUGCAGUACACCUUUCUCUGCUCCAAACUCGGACGUUUCUGUAUUACUUGGCCUCAUGGCGCCUGGCAGGCAAAACUGUGCUCGGAAGCGAGAGGAAAUGAGGAAACAGACAGCUACCAGCUUUCAGGCUCCUUGGGAGGUUACUGAAUUUGGUGGGUUUGGGGCUUUGGGACACAGCGCCCCAGCCCCCGUCCUUGGGGCCCUGGGUUCCCAUUUCUGCUCCCGGCACCGACUCAGCAGCUCUACAGGGUAUUGGGUGACAGCCUGGGGGGCCCUCUUUCCCCACACCACGGGCAGUUGGUGGGCUAGCCCCGUGGGCACCCUUGGGUGAUGAAAUCUAGCACAGCAGCAGGGGAUGGGGCUGCGGAUUCUCCAGCCCCCACCUCCCCCUUCCUUCCUCUCUCAGGGGCUCAAAGUCUGGCAGGAGGAAGCACCAGCAGCAACUGCCUGGCCGGCCUUCCCAGGAAGAUGCGGCCACUCCUGCUCCUGGUGGUCUUGCUCCUGCCCCCCAGGGCGAGGGCAGGGAAGAUCAUCGGAGGACAAGAAGCCAGGCCCCAUUCCUUCCCCUACAUGGCAUAUGUUCGCGGCCGAACUUCACUGGCUCUCAUAACUUGUGGAGGAUUCCUGGUGCGAGAAGACUUUGUCAUGACAGCGGCUCACUGCUUGGGAAGCCAAAUGAAUGUGAUCCUGGGGGCCCACAACAUCAGCAGGUCUGAAAGCACCCAGCAGCAAGUAUCUGUGCGCAGAGCCAUCCGCCACCCCAGAUACAAUCAGCAGAACAACCAGAACGACAUCAUGUUACUGCAGCUGGCGAGCAGAGUCAGGCGGAAUCGAGCCGUGAUGCCAGUGGCCCUGCCUCAGAGCCAGAGCAGGCUGAGUCCGGGGACCGUGUGCACCGCGACCGGCUGGGGCCUGGUCGGCCUGAACAGGAGGACAGACACACUCCGGGUUGUGCAGCUGAGAGUGCAGAGGAAUGGGGAGUGUCACAGACGCUUCAGUUUCUACACUGGCCAAACGCAGAUUUGUGUGGGGGACCCAAGAGAAAUGAAGUCUGCCUUCCUGGGAGACUCUGGAGGCCCCCUGGUGUGUAACAACAUGGCCCAGGGCAUUGUCUCCUAUGGAAAUCAGUUGGGAACUCCUCCAGCAGUCUUCACCAGGGUUUCCAGCUUCCAACCCUGGAUAAGGAGAACAAUGAGACGCUUUGCAAAGCGGGGACCAGACUGAGACCCCACUGAAACUGACUCUUUCUGGGGCAGAGGCCAGCUCCAGGGUGGUUCCCAGAGCCUUAAUAAAUGUCUAAGCCUAGAGCCGAAAUAACUGAUUUCUCAUUUGUUCGUAAACAUGAUUCAGAA
Molecule: messenger RNA, 2232 nt
Organism: Camelus dromedarius (Arabian camel)
Lineage: Eukaryota; Metazoa; Chordata; Mammalia; Artiodactyla; Camelidae
Product: cathepsin G
Exons: 5
Coding region: 1211-2104 (297 amino acids)
Biological process (GO): proteolysis
Cellular component (GO): cytoplasm; intracellular membrane-bounded organelle
Molecular function (GO): serine-type endopeptidase activity
Source: RefSeq, a predicted model, not a curated record